AGCUUGUGCUGGGAGGAAACCGGCCUUCCCCUCCUCCUUUUCUUCCUCCUUUUUCAUCUUCUUUUCCUCGGAAUUAAACAUGUGCUCGAACAAGUCAGCAGCCACUUUGUCCAACAUGCAUCGGUUCAAAGUGAGCGGAAAGAGCCUGCUGCUGUAGGAGAAAGAGAGAGAGGGGGAGGAAGAUGUGGCGUCUGUGUAUCGCCGUAACUUUCGGCCUGGUUUGGUAUUUCUCCGACUGCGGUCGCUCUUUAACGCAGUACUUCAUAUGUUUCGUGUUUUGCUUUUCCACGCCACUCCUGCGUGGCAGCGAAGGGAGAGAGAGCGGGACGCAGACUGACGGAGAGACGACGGAACACCCGCUUCAGGUUCAGGAAACUGCUGAGGAUGAGUGGUUUGACGUGACUGAUGCGGGAACUGGGAAGGACUCAGAACCACCAAAGUCUCACUGUCCUCAUGCCAAGAGGUCCCUACAGCAAGUGUUUGAGUGCGCCUACACGCAGCUGGUCCUGCCUUGGUACAGCGUCCCUGAGCCACGUGAGCACCAGCCUCUGCAUAAAGUGCUCAGCAGGGACUUUGACUUCGUAAUUGACCGCAUCGUUGAGAGGGCCAAAGACUUUGAUGUCUGCCAGGUGGCGGUGGGCUCCAUUCGGAUUUUGACCCAGCACUUGCAUAAUGCCAAACAGUCUGACAGAGAGGUCUUGUUCAGCUCCAGAGCACAGGAGAUCACAGUCCUCCGGGAGCUUUCUGACGCGCUGGUACGCAACCUUUUUCCCCAAUCUCUCUGGGGACAAGAAGUCAACCGCUGUGCCCUAAAUGAGAUCAUUGCCUUAAAGGGGUUGGGGCUCUUGGUGAAUUGGCUCUCCGACCCCGACAACCUGAACCAGCUGGUGGUAAACCAGCUUGACAGAGUUGCAUUGGAAAUCUCUGCUGAGGAGCUGCACGUAUCUGACCCAGAUCAUGUUUCUCUGGCUUCACAGGAGGAUGAGGGCGAGGGGGAAGGAAGUCUAGUGAGCUUGGAAGGAGCUGGGAUUUCAAACGGUAGUGGGAUCAAGGGCAAAAGAAAAGGCAACAGGUUAAAAGAAGGAUGGUCCAAAUUUGUGGAAAAGAUGAAAUCCAAGAAAGCCAAGAAGAAGAAGAUGAAAAAGGUUGAGCAGGAUCUGAUGUUGAGGCUCAUGCACGGGGACGAGUCCAAUGAAGACAACGUGAGCAGCAGGGGCGGCUCUGCUCGCAGCCACACAGACUCUGACAGGGAUGACAGCGAUCUGGAGGACUAUCUGGCCAGCGUCCAAGAGGACAUGAUGGAAUUCAAGCUGUCUUAUGAGAUGUGGUGCAUUGGCCACUGGGCCGUCAGCAUCCCUCAUGCUGUCUGGGAGGAUGGAGAGCUAAUCUUCACUGUACACCUGGAGGAAAAAGACAGCCCUGAGAAUUUGCACUGGGACAUCAAGAAGACCUACACGGAUGCUAUUCAUUUCCGCAACAGAUGGCAGGACUCCCCCAACAUUCCCAUGAUCUUGGAGCUGGAGGAGUCUGAGGUCAGUGACGAGGUUACAGAAGAAGCCAGGGCAUCAGUUGAGCACUUCCUGCAGGAAUUGAUUUCUGAUUAUCUGAUUGGCCACAGUCAACCAAUUUUUCAGUUCUUGUGUCCACUUGACAAACUGCUGAAUGAAGAAGUCCAGUCUGGAGGUGUGUGGGGGCUUCUCAGUGGAUUGGCUUACUUCCUCACUCCAGGCCAGGAGGAAGAAGAGAACUCACAGUCAGAAGUCCCAAAAGAAAAUACAGUCCUGCAUCCAGAAUCCACAGCUGCGUGUGUAGAAAACCACUGUAAUUCUGCUGAAAGCAGGAGCUACAUUCCCGAUUCUCCGGUCCCAUCCAUUGUCAUCUCUCGGUGCGACUCUCCUCCAGAAGUGCCUCAGGAAUCAGAAGUGAAUCCACAGCCUGCUGUUAACUCAGGCUCCUCAAAUGAAAACUCCUCCCAGGAAAAAUCAGAGGACUUGGAUAAUCCCUUAACUUCUCACAUUAAAAUGAUCAUGAGAGGAUUGACCAGAUCCAGGUCACAGGAGACUCUGAGCUCACCAAAGGCCAGCGGUGAUGAGCCGUCUGAUUUGGGUCUGCAGCAGGACGGCGUGGAAAUGCGAUGUUUCAGUGCAAAGUCGAGUAAAAAGGAGAAGUCGAUUUUCAAGAUGUCUGGAGGGACCAAGGUCAAAGGAAAGGAGGCACAGGACACAUUCCUGAGAGGAGAGGACUCCCAGCUUCAGAGAGGUCAAGUCAACCGGGAGCAGCUGGAAGCCACCAAAGCCAUAUUGGAUCUACUGAAAGAAAUCUCAGGAAACUCUAUCCUCAUUAACAUUUUUGAUGCCAUUUUGAAACCUGUAAUGCCCAUUUUGAAAAAGAAAGUGAACUCUUUCCUAAACAAGAUGAACCCCACAGAGGAGCAGAUGGCUGCGUACAUCGACAGCCUGCGUAACAAACUGUGGCCCGAGUUUCAGGCAGCUGCACCUUCUCCUCCUCGCACCGAUGAGGAAAAGAACGAGACCAGAGAGCGAGCACAUCACCUCAUCAGUACCAGAUAUUCAAAUUACCUCAUCCUGAAGAAGACAGACAUGGAGUCGGUUUUUAAUCUUUUUCAAGACAGUGAGGAAAACAAAACUCUGGUUUAUAUGCUUCUUUCAUUCCUGUUGAGAGAGUUCUUGCCCAAUGAGCACUCAUUAAAUGUGAGCGCUGCUAUUCUGCAGAAAGUGACCAACUCCACCAACUGAUCUGUGAAACUCUGAUUUUCCUUUCUUUCUUUUCUUCUUUUUUUUAAUGUAACUUUUUGAUGCUUUUAUUUAUGUCAUGUUAUUUAUUAAGCCUCUUUAAAUGCCUUAACAUAUUUGGGAUUACUUGUGUGUAAAUGUUAAGCAUCCUUUUUGCCGUCUUUACCUCAAACAGACUGUGAAUAUUUUCUUAAUUUCAUUUGGGAUCAUUGAUCUUCUUUCACCUCCAGUCUAAUGAACAGUGAAACCAGAAACAUUUCUCAGAGGUGACUUGGAAUAAUCUACUUUUUGUUUAUCUCAGGAAGAGAAAUUAUUCUGUAUGUCAUAAUAGUUUGAAUUUCAUCUGUCACCUUUUUUUUGUAUAAAGAAUAUAUUUUUCUAAAAUGUUUCCCAUCUCUUUGAGUACUUUUGCGUGGUGAUGGGUGUCAGCUCUUUUGAAUUUCCUCAUGAAUUUUAAAAUGUAUUUCAAUUUCUAAAUAUUUAUCACUCCAUAUGAAGUCGCUCUUGAAGUAAUGUAAAAACUUGAAUUUAUUACAAAUAAAAUGAUUUGAUAAUG
This is a messenger RNA of Cololabis saira (Pacific saury), 3309 nucleotides long. RefSeq lists its product as uncharacterized. NCBI's taxonomy places the organism in Eukaryota, Metazoa, Chordata, Actinopteri, Beloniformes, Belonidae. The transcript is spliced from 16 exons. Gene Ontology annotation, cellular component: early endosome membrane; intracellular membrane-bounded organelle. Bases 183 to 2756 code for a protein of 857 amino acids. Gene Ontology annotation, molecular function: phosphatidylinositol binding. The record is from RefSeq and is a predicted model, not a curated record.